AUUGUUAACAUGCAGCUCAGUGGGACUACUGCCGAUCUCCUUGUUUCACCCAAUUAUUGCUCCUGAUGUGCCUUCCCCCAGCACUAACACUGGCCAGUUUAUGUGGGAGAGAGCUGAAGCUAUUAGCUGGACAUUCGGAACAGUACACUGAAAUAGCGUAUUAUUGCUAAUGGCUCCACUCUUGGAACAUGAGAAUCAGAUAUUCUUGGAUCUCUUCCACGAGGAUGGUCUUGUCAUCACAGCCCGAGGCCUAGGCAUUGACAGAAUCCUGCAGAAUUUUCUGAAGCUUUAUUGCGAUCCGGGGAAUCUGGUUUUGGUGCUGAACACAAACACAGCAGAGGAGGAGUACCUUAUAGAACAGCUGAGAUCUGAAGGCAUUACACAGUUACCCCGCAUUAUCAAUAAUGAGGUUGCCACUGGGGAGAGAUAUGAUGUCUACACACAAGGGGGUGUCCUGUUUGUCACAAGUCGAAUUCUUGUGGUGGAUUUUCUCACUGAUCGGAUUCCUUCAAACCUGAUUACUGGAAUCCUUGUGUAUAAUGCACACAAGAUCAUAGAAUCCUGCCAAGAAGCUUUUAUACUGCGCUUGUAUCGACAGAAGAAUAAGCAGGGCUUUAUUAAAGCCUUCACAGACAAUCCAGUUGCAUUUCACGCUGGAUUCUGCCAAGUGGAACGAGUAAUGAGAAACCUGUUUGUUAAAAAGCUGUAUCUAUGGCCAAGGUUCCAUGUAUCUGUAAAUUCAUUUUUGGACAAACAUAAGCCAGAAGUCGUUGAGCUGCACGUCUCCAUGACCCCUUCCAUGCUAGCCAUCCAGUCUUCCAUAUUAGAUAUAAUGAAUGCUUGCUUAAAAGAACUCAAGCGCUUCAAUCCAGCACUAGAAGUAGAGGAUUUGUCCUUGGAAAAUGCGAUUGGAAAAGCUUUUGACAAGACUAUUCGUCACUACUUAGAUCCACUGUGGCAUCAACUUGGAGCAAAGACCAAGUCCUUGGUCCAGGACCUGAAGAUCCUUCGUACCAUGUUACAGUAUCUAUCACAGUAUGACUGUGUGACUUUCCUGAACCUUCUGGAAUCAAUGAAAGCAAGUGAAAAGGCAUUUGGGCAGAAUUCAGGUUGGCUGUUUCUUGACUCAAGCACUUCCAUGUUUGUGCACGCUCGAGCCCGAGUCUUCCAUGUUCCUGACUCCAAAGCAAUUAAGAAGUCAAAACAAUCGGAUCCAAAAGAAAAGCAAGAUGGCAAGAAGCUGGUGUUAGAGAGCAACCCUAAGUGGGAAGCAUUAAGUGAAGUUCUAAAGGAGAUUGAACAAGAAAACAAGAACAGCGAGGCUUUGGGAGGGCCAGGUCGAGUGCUGAUUUGUGCCAGUGAUGACCGAACUUGCUCACAACUUAGGGAAUAUGUAGCUGUUGGGGCAGAAGCACUUUUAAUGAGACUUUACAAUAAAACCUUUGGGAGGGAUGAAAAAGCAGCAGAGGUUUGGAUAAAAAGCAGAAAAGCCAUGAAGGCUAAAGGCAACAACAAAAGCAUGAAAACAUCCAUUCAUAAGAAGACAGAAGGCAAAGCUAAACAGAAGAAAAACAAUAAAAAGACAGAACUGACCUUAACGCAAAUGAUAGGCAAAGGAGAGGAAGAUGAAAUGGGGAAGGAUGGGGAAGAAGAAACGUAUGGAGAGGAAAGUAUGAGCCAAGAGAGCAGCAUUGAGGAACCAAAGUAUGAAGACCUCCAGCUGAACUUGCCUUCAGAUUCCUAUUAUGGCAUUUUAAAAGAGCCACUCACUGUUAUUCACCCUUUGCAAGGUUGUAGCGACCCCUAUGGACUGACAAGGGUACUGCAUGAAAUCGAGCCAAGAUAUGUAGUUCUUUAUGAUUCCGAGGUUAGCUUUGUUCGCCAGCUUGAAAUUUACAGAGCAAGCAAGCAGAAACCUUUAAGGGUAUAUUUCCUAAUCUAUGGAGGUUCCACAGAAGAGCAGCGUUACCUGACUUCUUUGAGGAAGGAAAAGGAGGCGUUUGAGAAGCUUAUUCGAGAGAAAGCAAGCAUGGUGAUUCCUGAGGAGAGAGAUGGGAGAGAUGAGACCAACCUAGACCUUCAGAGAGAUGUAACUUCAACUUCUGACUCUGCUGACACAAGAAAAGCUGGAGGACAGGUGCAGAAUAAUGUGCAACAAACUAUUAUUGUUGAUAUGCGGGAGUUCCGUAGCGAGCUUCCAUCUUUAAUUCAUCGCCGCGGAAUAGAUAUUGAACCAGUUACUCUGGAAGUGGGAGAUUAUAUUCUAACACCUGAUAUAUGCGUUGAGAGAAAAAGUGUAAGUGAUCUGAUUGGCUCUCUAAACAACGGAAGAUUAUACACCCAAUGUGUUUCUAUGUGCCGGUAUUACAAGAAGCCCAUUCUUCUUAUCGAGUUUGAUCCCAACAAGCCUUUUUCUCUAGUAUCAAGGAACUCUAUUCACCAAGAGAUCUCAGUCAAUGAUAUCACAUCCAAAAUCUCUUUACUCACUCUUCAUUUUCCACGACUGCGUAUCCUUUGGUGCCCAUCUCCCCACUCAACAGCAGAGCUAUUUGAGGAGCUAAAGCAGAACCGUCCACAGCCCGAUUCUGCGACGGCAAUGGCCAUUACUGCCAACUCAGAAAGCAUACCAGAGUCUGAGAAGUACAAUCCCGGCCCUCAGGACGUUCUCCUAAAAAUGCCAGGCGUAAAUGCCAAAAAUUGCAGGGCCAUCAUGAACCAUGUUACAAAUAUUGCAGAACUGACAACGCUGUCUCUGGAAAAACUGACAGAAAUUCUAGGAAAUUCUACCUUUGCUAAGCAACUCCAUGAAUUCAUGCACACCUCCUAUACAGAGGCUGUUUCUCAGGGAAAAGCAAAAAGGUGACCGGUAUUCAAUCAGGAGAAACUUGUUUUAAAUGUAUUAAGUACCUACCUCCUGCAUGGAUUUGAAUAUUUAUGUAUUUUAGCCAGAGAGUGUGUAUAUGUGUAUAUAUAUCUAUCUACUCCUGCUUGUUUUUAUAUUUUGGCCAUAACAGAAUUAUUUUAAGUUAUGGCUAAAAUAGUAAUUUAGAGAAGAUGAAAAUGAAUACGUAUUUUAGUUAAAUCCUUUUCAUUCCUUGAGUUGUAUCUAUAUGAUUCCAAGAAACCACUGAAUAUCCUCACUUCCAGUACAGUUGCACCAAAUCCAUUUUUUCCAUGCUGAAUCCCAAAUCUUCCAUGAAGGAUUUGUUUGAAUCCUGAACACCAGGCACUUUUGUUUGGACGAAUCCGAAGCCUGUCAUAAAGAAGCAGAAUCCCAAGCUGAAUCCAGGAUUUCGGCACAUGCCUAAUUCUUAGCCACUCCCCAAUGGUUGUGUUUUAUAGUUUUGCUUGUUCUGAAUUUUGCACAAAAGGAAAAUAGAACUGUAGCAGAGAAUUAUAUUAUUAUACAUUUCCAUUCUUUGUUGAUUUUGCUGAAUGCUCAUUAUACAUUUGCUUGUAUGCUAUCUGAUGAUAUGCAGAUUUAUAAGACUAAUGCAGAAGGUUCUUUCAUUUCAAUCUAUGAGGAAGCCACAGUUACCCUAAAAUCGUUUUCCCCAUCAAAGGUGCGGGCUACUAGAGCCGACACUCCAGUUGGGGGAAACAGUAAUUUUUUAUUUGGUGUUUUUUUUGGUGUUUUAAUUGCCCCUGGGAGCUUCCUGUGCGAGCUGCCAUGUUGGGGCUCACUCAUGUGCAUAAUGAGCAAGUGCCUCAACUCGCUCAUCAUGUGUGUGACGUCAGAACAUGAGGUCCCUACCCCAGAUGCUCAUUAUGGCCACAUGCAUAGGGAGCUCCCUUCCGUAACGGGUGUCCUAGUGCUUUUUUUUUUUUUUUUUAAAUAAAAAAAAAAAGCUUCUGUUUACCCCAACCAGAGUGCAGGCUCUAUUAGCCAACACCUUUGGGGGGAAAAACUAUUUUACUGUAACAGGUGCCUUUAAAGCCACAUAUUCUGACCUGUACAUCUAUAAACAAGCAAGGAAGCUAACAGCGGCUAAAUUUCCCCAGUGAGUUUCUUUAAAGGGUAUCUUUAGUUGGAAAAAAGUUUCCUGGUCCAGCUACUGUAGAUCAGGACAAACCACUAUGCAAUAUAUGUUCAUUAUUUUUUUUUAAAUAAACCUGCUUCUUCCCUCACUUGCAGGUUACCAUCCUUAUUAUAAAACUGCAGUGAAGUUCAGUUGUGUCUUACUUUUCUAUAUAUAUUUACAUUUGUGAGUGAUUAAACAGCACAACAAACUGUGCUGCAAGAAAAAAACUAACUUAAAAACAAAAUAAUAAUAAAAUUGUUUAUUUUAUAGUAGCAAACAAUAAUGCAUGCUUUUAUGUAAAUUGUGAGCUUUUAGCUUGGGGGAAUAAAAGUUAUGUUUUAAUUAUUACUAGGUUCAUAUGUAGCAUUACACUCAUAAUACAUAUUUGUCACUCCAAGAAAGUGAGACGGCCUGGCAAUGUGUGAUUUCUAUCGGCUAUGCCGGGAUUUCAGAUUUAUAUAACAGUCAGGCCGAAUAGCUAAAAAUAUAAAAUAUAACGUAUGACUAUAAUUUGUAUAAAUGUCUUUUUUUGAAAAAACAUACGAGUAUUUGCCACAGUCACGAUGCACAUUUUGCCUGUGGUGCUACAACUAUAUUUAUGGUCUUGUCUGAAUAAAGGAGCAAAGUUACCUUGGUAAUAUCCUUUAUGUAUAGCACCAGAAUAAAAUAUACUUAUA
Molecule: messenger RNA, 4699 nt
Organism: Xenopus laevis (African clawed frog)
Lineage: Eukaryota; Metazoa; Chordata; Amphibia; Anura; Pipidae
Gene: ercc4.L
Product: excision repair cross-complementation group 4 L homeolog
Exons: 12
Coding region: 170-2863 (897 amino acids)
Biological process (GO): double-strand break repair via homologous recombination; DNA repair; response to UV
Cellular component (GO): nucleotide-excision repair factor 1 complex; nucleus; chromosome
Molecular function (GO): single-stranded DNA binding; DNA binding; single-stranded DNA endonuclease activity
Source: RefSeq, a predicted model, not a curated record